Diversispora eburnea is the source of this 597-nucleotide messenger RNA. The record is from the annotation of a GenBank genome assembly. NCBI's taxonomy places the organism in Eukaryota, Fungi, Glomeromycota, Glomeromycetes, Diversisporales, Diversisporaceae.
AUGGACGCUAAAGCUUAUGACGCGUUAGAAAGACGCCGAUUGAAAACGGGUCACAAUAGUUUUGAUCAUUGGUACGAGUAUUAUUUCGGCGAUACACGCGAGGAAGAAAUUACAAGAACAUUAUGUGAUAACGCUUUUGAAGCCUUGCAUCGAAAAUAUUUCAAUGAUAAUGACGAUGAUAUAAGUAGGCUACGUCAACAUAAAUUUGAUGAAUACAUGAAUCGUUCUCACUCAAUUGGUCAAGAUAUGUCUUUUCCCUCCCCAGUUUCAAAUUCAUGGAUUGAAGUGUACAAAUUUAAGAAUAAUAUGGAUAAUGUCAAUUCGGUCAAUAUAUUUCCUGAAACACAUGAAUUUAAGGAUAAUGUUAAUUCAGUCAAUACAUUUCCCGAAACAUAUGAAAUUGCUCAAGAAUUACAUGAAUUACAUGAAGAAAUAUCAAUUGACAAACUUUCAAGUUCUCAGAAAACUAUUACCCCAAAGGAGAAACAAACGAAAAUCAUCGAGUUAAUCGAUGAAUCAACCAUACAAAAUGAAGUUAAAGGUACAAAACGAAAAAAACUCAAGGUCUGUCGUCCAAGAAAAUCAUCAUCAACUUAA